GGCAAUGCUGAAUCAUUUAAGUGACCAUCCAUUUCCUGAUGAGCUGAGGAUGGGACUCGGACUGCAGUGUCCCAGAAUAUUCCGCAGUGAAUCCACUUCCAAAGACUUGUGGAGAAUUCGUGUCUGAUGGGGAAUUGGAGGUCUGGGAAGAUGACGUGCAUGGUAUGAAGUGCACUCCAUCCGAUGAAAUACGGGAAUCAUCCCGAGCUUGAUCCGAUGCCCAAUGCUUGGAGAUUAUCCUUUGAAGUGGGGGAAUUCAAACUGCUCGGAUAGGGCACACUGAAUAGCACGGCAGAAAUUUACAGAAGAAAAGAAGAUCUCGAGUAAAGAUCUCGAGUUUUGUCAGUAUGAAGUUGCUUUCACUGGAGGCUCGUGGACUCGAACUCGAAAUGGCCCGCCGGUCCUUGAAUAUUGUAAAUUGCCAGCGCAGGGAAGCCCAGGGGUUUUAGAGGAGACUUGUCCUUGAAGUAGAGGGUUUUGUGUUUUGUGUCUCCCAGGACUGAAAGAACGUGUAUCACGUCACAAUUUUGCUGACAGGCUUACGACAUCGGCUGAUUGACAUAGUUUCGGUACUCUGGAUCAGCAUCAGGUGAUUUCAAUUAAGAAGGUUCAGUGAAGAAUCUGUCAAGGGCUCAUUCAUAUUUAUCUGCAAGCGCAGACCAUGGACAGGCGAAGGCAGGGAGCUGUGGACCAGAUGGAACUUCUUGGUGUGGAGAUGAGUGCCUCUGUCUCUUCUGUGGACAGAGACAGAGGCCGUCAGCCUUUGGAUCGACGGAAGCAAGGAGUUUUGGAUCCUGAGAGUAAUGUUCAGCUCUUAUCUGGAGAAUCCAGUGAUUCUGGCAUCGGUCACUUCGAUCCUGUACAUGGUCCAAGAAGGAGAGGCUCCAGACACAAGGUGGGCUGGAGGCUUGCAUGCUUGAUGCUGUUGGGAUUUAUUUCUGUGACGUCUACGAUUCUUUCAAUUGUGAGCAUAAUCACUUUAGAGAGAGACCGGGUUUUAUAUCCACCUGCUGUGCGUGAGAGAAUGGUCUCUAAAAUUGCUUUCGGAUCUUGCACUGCGUAUGACUACAGCCCACAACCCGUCUGGGUUCAUGGUGUCAUUCCCAGUGAGCCUGAUGCUUGGAUCUGGUUAGGAGAUAUGGCAUACAUGGACGAGCCCCGUGUCAACUGUGCAGCUCUUCCAAGUCAUCCACAUUGUAAUUGCACUAGUGAUUGGCUUCAUCAGGCUCCGUACUCGUGUAUGGCAGGUGAUGUGGACCACGCUCUUAGUCGAAUGCAAGCACAGCUUUCAAAUCCUGACUAUGCCCAGUUUUUGGCUUAUAUGUGCCCCGGUCAUCGCGCCAAGGGUUUGCAUCCACCAACCGGUACAGAUCCCACAAUUUGCCCGAGGCCCAUCUUCGGUACAUACGAUGAUCACGAUUAUAGCUGGGACAAUGGUAACAAACGUCUUCCACGCAAAGAUGACGUGAAGCAAAUAUUUUUGGAUGCCAUCGGUGAAUCCAGCACAAGUCCAAGGCGGAACAGAGGUCGUGGAAUAGAGUGGAAAUACACUCUGAAUAAAGGUCACCCAAACAAAGAGGUUGAUGUGUUCCUUCUAGACGAGCGGUACAACCGGGACACUCUUCCUUGCCACAUACGGCGAACAUAUUGUGAACAAGUCUUGUCGAGUUAUCCUCAUCACCCGAGACGUGCAUGGUGCAAUGAUUUUCUGCAUGGAGGAGAGUUGGGAAAGGGAUCUUGCUGUAUCAAAGACGAUCAUAUCUAUUAUGGUUGGUGCAUGCAGGAAAGCAACAAAAAGAAGAGUUUAUAUAAAGAGGCAUGUGACCCACGCUCACAUCAGUUUGGUACUCGUUCUCUUAUAGUCGACUCAAAAGGGAACCUCGUAGAAGCCACAGGCUCAGAGCUUCUUGACGGUCGAGAUGAGAGUUCCUUCUGCGAUGUACUCGGCCGAGAGCAAAGAUUAUGGCUACAAGAGUCCAUAACCAAAUCAACUGCUCCUCUGAAAUUGGUGGUAUCCAGUUCCGUUCUGCUCGGGGACCUGCAACCGCAGAUGUGCGAUUGGAAUAAUGAAGGAACCAGCUCAACAUGCAUGUGCUCUGGAGAUGACUGGGAAUGUUACAAACCUGCGCAGCUUCAACUACUUCAUCUUCUUUCAACUGCACCCGGAUGUGUCGUGGUUCUAACUGGAGACUACCAUUAUUCUGAUAUCCGGGUUUUGAAGCCAAAACAACAAAUUUAUUCCAAAUAUUAUGAGGAUGUACAGCUCUCAUACCCUUUGUUCCAAGUCAUGGCAAGUGGUCUGACUACAAGUACUGGGGCCAACUUCAGCUGCGAUGAUUCUAGAAGGGAUACAACAGGAAUGAGAGAAGGCGGGCCGUGUAGCUUUGUGAGGGGCCCCUCAUUUGGAAUGAUUGAAGUGAACUGGAAGGAAGCAGAUCCAGUUAUCCGGCUACAGGUGAGAGAUGGCAAGACAGGACUUGUGCGGCUAGAGUCGAAUCUCACUAUGAGUAGUUGUUCUCAAGCUUAAAAAUGAGAGAGUAUAUCCAAUACACGGCCAAUUCUGACCAAGAGCAAUUUCAGUAAAGAGACUCCACAUACCGUCCUGCUCCACUUCUAUACGAAAGGAUGUCGCUAAUGUGCAUGUAAAAUCACUUCGGUUUUUGUUGUAGCAAAGAUCAGGAAUUGUAAAGGAUUUUUUUAUUUGUUUUGAAUUUACUUGAUAUAUAUAUACAUAGGCAAGAUAUGUGAAAGUAGUGGCCACAUAGUCUUAUCUGGUAGUAUUAAUUCAAGUUUGAGGUUAAUUCUAGUUGGUUUAGACUUAGUGAGGUUUAGGUUUUCUUGGUUCAUAUUGUAAAGGAGCGAAAAUCGUAGCUUCCCCUGAAUAUUGUUUAGGUUUUAGGUUAACUUUCUAAUUCCCGUGGACAUAGUGGUGAACCACCUAUCCUAGUGUCUUGCGUCGUGUAUAUACUUUUGUGUUACGAUGGUGGUGUUCAGGGGAUCCUUCGUUUCUUGAUACAUCAAUUGGUACUCGAAUUUGCUGAUUUGAUCUUCGACUCCCGAUGUGCGCAAGGUUGGUAGGGAUGUUUUCGACAAAACCUCUUGAGCAGUGAAGGAGUUUAGAUUUGUUUAGGGUUAAGGAAUUUAAACUAUGGAUCUGUAGGGUUUUUUUGACGCGGAAAGCGAUGGCCAUGGUUAAGGUUUUGAGUCGUUGUUUCUGAUGACUUGAAACUAUAAUCAUGCUUGCUACAGUCGGCCGUCGGAAAUCCCAACCUUUUGGAAUUUAAAUUCCAUAACCCUAAAAGGUCCAAACUUCUCUUCUCUGAAUACUCAAGAGAUUGCAUCGACAAUAUCCAAAACAGUCAUGCAGCAAUCAGGAGUUGAAGAGCAAGUUGACGAACUCGAGCUGAACAAGAUUAAGAACAUAUGGGCUGCUAGCGGACAUUGUCGUGAAGAUCCAUGU
Molecule: messenger RNA, 3460 nt
Organism: Marchantia polymorpha subsp. ruderalis
Lineage: Eukaryota; Viridiplantae; Streptophyta; Marchantiopsida; Marchantiales; Marchantiaceae
Source: the annotation of a GenBank genome assembly